This is a messenger RNA of Eutrema salsugineum, 1017 nucleotides long. RefSeq lists its product as uncharacterized. The coding region runs from base 1 to 1017 and encodes 338 amino acids. The transcript has 3 exons. Gene Ontology annotation, molecular function: nucleic acid binding. The record is from RefSeq and is a predicted model, not a curated record. Gene Ontology annotation, biological process: DNA integration. NCBI's taxonomy places the organism in Eukaryota, Viridiplantae, Streptophyta, Magnoliopsida, Brassicales, Brassicaceae.
AUGACUGCUCUCACUAAGAAGUUCUGUUUGCUUAUGCCUCCUUUGUGGAUGCAGGUAAAGAUGUCUGAUCAGCGCGCGCGGAUUAAGGCUGGAAAGGAAUGGAUGGUAGGAUCGGGGUGCUACACCGACCCUGAGAACUUUAAAGGCUAUGCGAAGAAGAAGUUCCUGAGAGAGCUAAGGAGAUACCACUGGGACGAACCAUAUCUAUACAAACAUUGUUCUGAUGGGAUUUACAGAAGAUGCAUUGGAGAGUCAGAAGUUCCAGAGGUGAUGUUUCAUUGUCAUGGAUCUGAAUACGCUGGACACUUCGCGACCUUCAAAACGGUGUCUAAGAUCAGCAAGCAACAUGAGAUGCCACAGAAUUUCAUCCUUGAGGUUGAAGUGUUCGAUUGCUGGGGUAUCGAUUUCAUGGGUCCUUUUCCCUCUUCUUAUGGGAAUAAGUACAUCUUGGUUGCUGUUGAUUAUGUUUCUAAGUGGGUCGAAGCCAUUGCUAGCCCCACCAAUGAUUCUUUAGUGGUUCUCAAGAUGUUCAAGACCAUUAUCUUUCCUCGAUUUGGAGUACCUCAAAUUGUUAUAUGUGAUGGUGGUUCUCACAUUAUUAACAAGGUUUUCGAGAAACUCCUAAAGAAACAUGGAGUUCAUCAUCGAGUUGCAACUCCUUAUCACCCUCAAACGAGUGGACAGGUCGAAGUCUCAAAUCGGCAGAUCAAGGAAAUCUUGGAGAAGACAGUGGGUAAAACUCGGAAGGAUAGGGCUGCAAAGUUGGAUGACGCACUCUGGACAUACAGGACAGCGUUCAAAACGCCUCUAGGUACCACACCGUUCCACCUGCUCUAUGGAAAGCCCUGUCACCUUCCAGUGGAGAUCGAACACAAGGCAGCUUGGGCGAUAAAGAUGAUGAACUUCGACAUCAAGUCUGCUGCAGAGAGGAGACUAAUACAGCUGAAUGAGCUGGAUGAAAUCAGACACCAUGCCUAUGAGAACUCGAAGCUGUACAAGGAGAGGACCAAGGCGUAA